AUGGGGGUGGUGGAGGCGGCGAGGGAGGCGGUGGUGAAGGCUGUAAAGGGGGCUGUGGAGGUGGUGGAAGUGGCGACGGUGGUAAGGGUGGAGGCGGUGGUGAGGGAGGCGGAAGUUGUGGUCGAGAUGGAGGUUGAGGUGGGCACGGUGGCGAUGGCGAAGGAGAUCGGGGUGGUGGUCGCGGUGGUCGGGAAAUUGGGGGUGGUGCGCGUGGGGGUGGUGGCAGCGGUGAAGGCGGAGGCGACGGCGGUGGCAGCGGUAUCCUUGGAGGCGGUGGAAGGGGAGGUGGAGGCGAGAAAGGGGGCGGACGCCGCGGCGGCGAUGAUUGCGGCGGCGGUGGAGGGGAAGGUGGUGGCAGAGAAGGGGGUGGAAGCAGUGGCAGCGGUGGCGGCGUUGAUUGUCGUGCCGGAGAGGAAGGAGGCGGACGCCCCGGCGGUGGUGGCGGCGGCGGCGGCUGUAGUGGUGUUAAGGGUGGUGGUAGGUAGGGCGCCUUUGGGAAGGGUGAAGAUGGCAGUGGUGCGAGAGGACCGGGUAGCUGAGGGCGUGCUCGCUUUAUUCGGACUGGUGCUGAAGACCGAGGAGGAGGUGGUGGUGGUGGUGGUGGAGGUGAAGGCCGUGAUUGCGGUCGGGUGGAAGGCGGAACGAGCGACGGUGAUGGGAUUGACGGUGGUUUACGGAAGGAUGGCGAGGGAGACGGCGGCGAAGACAACUUUGGCAGGGGUGAUGGCGGUUUUCGUAACGGUGGAGGCGUUAUUGGCAGGAGACGUGGUGGCGAGGGUGGAGGUGGAGGCGGUGGCCGCGAUGGGAAUCGUCGAAUUGGCGGCGGGCGUGGAGAGCGUGGGCGUGGGGGACUAUGCUGGGGGGAAAGCCGGAUCGGAGGUGCAUGUGUGA
This is a messenger RNA of Volvox carteri f. nagariensis, 891 nucleotides long. RefSeq lists its product as uncharacterized. Lineage: Eukaryota; Viridiplantae; Chlorophyta; Chlorophyceae; Chlamydomonadales; Volvocaceae. The record is from RefSeq and is a predicted model, not a curated record. The transcript has a single exon. Bases 1 to 891 code for a protein of 296 amino acids.